AGCUGCCUCUGGGAGGGAAUAAAUAGCCAGGUGAAAAGCGCACUCAGUUUCCAUGGACCACCCGUCCAUUAUCACCCAGGUGACUAACCCCAAAGAAGAAGAAAUCCUGUCUUGCUCUCAGGAUAAAGCAUCCCAAUGUAAUCUCAGUUUGAAAAAGCAGAGGAGCAGAAGCAUCUUUAGCACUUUAUUCUGCUGCUUUCGUGACUACAAUGUCGAGUCUCCGUCUCCCAACAGCCCCGGUGUCCUUCCUCCAUUGGUGGAAGAAAAUGGCGGGCUUCAAAAGGGUGACCAGAUGCAGGUCAUUCCCAUUCCAAGUCCACCAGCUAAAUAUCUCUUGCCAGAAAUGACAAUAUCUGAUUACGGGAAGAAAUGCGUGGUCAUUGAUCUUGAUGAAACAUUAGUUCAUAGCUCCUUUAAGCCAAUUAGCAAUGCUGAUUUCAUUGUUCCAGUUGAAAUUGAUGGAACUAUACAUCAGGUUUAUGUAUUAAAACGGCCACACGUGGACAAAUUUCUUCAGAGGAUGGGAGACCUCUAUGAAUGUGUGCUAUUCACAGCCAGCCUAGCAAAAUAUGCAGAUCCGGUGGCAGAUUUGUUGGAUCGUUGGGGUGUGUUUAAGGCUCGACUCUUCCGGGAAUCCUGUGUUUUCCACAGAGGAAAUUAUGUGAAAGAUCUUAGCCGGCUUGGGCGAGAAUUGAGCAAAGUCAUCAUUGUAGACAAUUCUCCUGCAUCUUACAUCUUCCACCCUGAAAAUGCAGUGCCUGUUCAGUCCUGGUUUGAUGACAUGACAGACACAGAAUUGUUAGACCUUAUUCCUUUCUUCGAAGGAUUGAGUCAAGAGGAAGAAGUCUACACAAUGCUCCAUAAGCUGUGCAACAGGUAGCCUUCUGAACGCCGGUCCUUGUUGCUUUACCGCGACCCGCCGAAGCAUCUCACAGUGGCUGCUCUGGAUGUUUCCGAUCUUCCUCUGCCAGGAAAGACGAAUCCUGACUCAGUGCUUCUAAAUCAUGGGGUUGACCUAACGCUCUAGGGUGACCAGAACUACUUUUUAAAACAAAAAAAAAAUCAAGAAAGAGAAGAUAAAGAAAUAGCAGCUAUUUUGAAUGGGGCUUUUAACGCAUUUCAUAAACAGACGCGUUUUACAGAUCCUGCUUUUUUUCUUAAAACAUGCCAAAAAAAAGAAGAAGAAAAAAAAAAAAAGAAAGAAAGCUUGGUGUUAACU
Protobothrops mucrosquamatus (brown spotted pit viper) is the source of this 1219-nucleotide messenger RNA. RefSeq names its product CTD small phosphatase like (gene CTDSPL). NCBI's taxonomy places the organism in Eukaryota, Metazoa, Chordata, Lepidosauria, Squamata, Viperidae. The transcript has 8 exons. The record is from RefSeq and is a predicted model, not a curated record. Gene Ontology annotation, molecular function: RNA polymerase II CTD heptapeptide repeat phosphatase activity. Bases 53 to 880 code for a protein of 275 amino acids.